AUGUCCCUCCGCCUCGUUGCACGGCUCGCACUGCCUUGUCCGUCCCUCGUGCGCACGCUCGUGAACAGGGCUGCUCAGAAACCCAUUCCUCCGCCGCGUGCCCAAGCCGCGCUUUUAGGCACCAUCGCCACACCCCAGGACUUCCUCAAGGCCAUCGGGCGCUCCUCGGAGACGAAGUUGACCCCGGAAUCGUGGGAGGAGCUAUUCCACACAAACGGGCAUCAGCUCAGGAAGGCGGGGCUCACGGUGGAGGACCGCAGGUAUAUCCUCUGGAGCGUCGAGAAGUUCCGUCAAGGGCUCGACCCGUCGGAAUUCGCGCACCCGCCGAAGCCUGCAAGCAAGAUUCGAGGACGUGGACCGUCAGUGCAGAAUGGCAAGAGGCUGCGCUCGAGAAGGCACCGGUAG
Trametes versicolor FP-101664 SS1 is the source of this 405-nucleotide messenger RNA. RefSeq lists its product as uncharacterized. The transcript has 4 exons. The record is from RefSeq and is a predicted model, not a curated record. Lineage: Eukaryota; Fungi; Basidiomycota; Agaricomycetes; Polyporales; Polyporaceae. Gene Ontology annotation, cellular component: mitochondrion. The coding region runs from base 1 to 405 and encodes 134 amino acids.